Messenger RNA from Octopus bimaculoides (California two-spot octopus), 2676 nucleotides. Its product is annotated as thimet oligopeptidase. Gene Ontology annotation, biological process: peptide metabolic process; proteolysis. Gene Ontology annotation, cellular component: mitochondrial intermembrane space. The record is from RefSeq and is a predicted model, not a curated record. Lineage: Eukaryota; Metazoa; Mollusca; Cephalopoda; Octopoda; Octopodidae. Gene Ontology annotation, molecular function: metalloendopeptidase activity.
AUAUAAUGAUUAUUUAUUGACAACGGUAUAACAACAGACUAAAUGCUUAACAAUGUUUUGUUUCAACAUUUUAAGAAUCGUAGUUAAACUCCCAGUAACAGACUCCAUCAUUCAUUCCUAUUUGGAUCGGUGAUAUGUCUAGUUAAUAACCAGUCAUUAUCAUGUCCUUUACUCUGUUAAUCGGCACUCAUCUCCUACAAAUGGGUGACCUACAGUUAAAGUGAAGUUAUUAUUAAAAUACUUGGUUUGUGUUUUGGAAAUAAUUUUAUUGCAAAUGUUCAUCUUGUCCUGGAGUUUUGAACAGUUUACUUUCAUCAUUGCACCGUUGGAACAUUACGCAUGCGUCAGAUACAUGUCCAUGUGUCUAGUGUACUCUUCGUGUUUAGUGAGAAAGCUGCCUUUAAUCUGUAGCUACGCUCGACACCUGUUUCACACAAGUGCAAGUCCUCUUUUGAUACAUAAUCACAUCUUUGUUGGAGUUAAAAACCAUUUUAACUUUUCAAAACUCCUCCAAACAGCUGUUUCAGCAAGUCAAAAACGAACGUUUAUCUCAGUUAAUUUGUCCGUCGCCGGUCGAUCUUUUGAAACAUUUUUAUAUUUAGGAAAAUUUAUUCCGUUAGAUUUUCAUCGGCAGCUGUGCUUAUCAGUCUGUUGUGCUCCGAGAUUUACAGCUAAUUUCAAUUAUUGUCGCAAUAUGUCUGGAAAUAAUUCAAAAGGAACUAAUCUCUCUGGAGUGGAACUUGACUGGGAAUGGAAUGUCGAUAAAAUAGCUAAAGUCACUGAAGAAAUAAUGGUUAAAUCAAAGGCAGUCCAUGAUAAAGUCGGUACUUUGAAAUAUGAUGAAAUUAAUUAUGAUACUGUAAUAAAGCCUCUUGCAAUGGAUGCUGCAGAGUAUGAAGUGCAACGAAAUAACAUAGAAUUCAUAAAACAAGUAUAUUCUAAUAAACUACUCCGUGAUGCAAGUGUGGAAGCUGAUAAAAAGUUGUCGAAGUUUGAUGUUGAAAUGAGCAUGCGGCAAGAUGUCUUUGAUUCUAUUGUAACUUUCUCUGAAAAGAAUCAAAGUACUUUGACUGGAGAAACCAAACGAUUAGUGGAACGUCUUAUAAAACUUGGCAGAAAAAAUGGUUUACAUCUACCUAAAGAAACCCAAGACAAAAUCAUGAAAAUUAAAAAAAGAAUAAGCGAAUUGGCUAUUGAAUUCAACAAGAAUGUAAUUGAAGAAAACUCUGUUGUGGAGUUUUCUACUGAGGACUUGAUUGGCUUGCCAGAGUCUUUCAUAAGUUCUCUAGAAAAGACGGACGAUGGCAAAUACAAAGUAACUUUAAAAUAUCCGCAUUAUUUUCCAAUCAUGAAAAAAGCACAUAAUCCUGAAACUCGAAAGAAAUUGGCAUAUAUUUUCCAUUCUCGAUGUAUUAAAGAAAAUGCUCCAAUUCUUGAAGAAGUAAUCAAAUUACGUCAUGAGCAAGCCAAUCUGCUAGGCUAUAAGACACAUGCUUCAUGUGUCUUAGAUAUGAGAAUGGCAAAAACUCCAGAAACUGUGCAGAAAUUUUAUGCAGAACUAUUGCCCAAACUGAAAAUGAUAUAUGAAAAAGAAAUGAAAUACUACUUGGAAUACAAGAAGGAAAUGUGUGAGAAACACAACUUUGAAUUUGAUGGAAAGAUAAACAUGUAUGAUAUGCGUUAUUGCAUGAAUUUACUAGAGGAGAAAGAUUUUGCUAUUGAUGAGGAUAAACUUCGUGAAUAUUUCUCAGUGGAAAUCGUUACUGAAGGUCUUCUGAGUAUAUACCAGGAUUUACUUGGGUUAACGUUUGCAAAAAUAGAAAACCCUUCUGUCUGGCAUCCAGAUGUCACAAUGUACAGUGUGACAGAUACCGACAGUAAUAAACUUUUGGGUUAUUUCUACUUGGAUUUAUUUCCUCGAGAUGGGAAAUAUACUCAUGCAGCCUGCUUUGGCUUACAGCAAGGCUGUGACAAUGCGAAUGGUCAGCGCAGAAUAUCUGUGGCAGCUAUGGUUGCCAACAUUGUGAAACCAACUGCAGAUAAGCCCUCACUUUUAUCUCAUGAAGAGGUCCAAACAUAUUUUCAUGAGUUUGGUCAUGUGAUGCACCAGAUUUGCACAGAAACAAAAUAUAUACAUUUUAGUGGAACUAAUACUGAACGGGAUUUCAUUGAAGCUCCUUCUCAGAUGUUGGAAAACUGGGUAUGGGAAGAAGAGCCUCUUCGACUAAUGUCCAGACACUACCAAGAUGGAACUCCAAUACCUGAUGAUAUGAUCCAUAAUUUGAAGAAGUCAAGAAAAGCAAAUGCUGGUAUCUUUAACUUAAGACAAAUGUUGAUUGGGCAGUUUGACCAGUUUAUACAUACGCAACCUCAAUGGAGCGAAGUGUUCAGUGUGGAUAUGUUUGCAUCAAGAUUUUCUAGAGAAGGAAUAAUGAAUGCUUCAGUUGGAAGAGAUUACCGAAAAUAUAUUCUCGCACCUGGAGGGUCAAUUGAUGCUGAUCAAAUGCUACGCAAUUUCCUUGGUCGAGAUCCAUCAAAAGAGGCCUUUUUGAUUAGUAAAGGUCUUGAAGUUUAAAUGAAAAAAUAAAAGAGAAUGAAUAAGAAUAUUUUAUCAACUCCUGCUCCAGUUGCUAUUUAUAUAAUUGUAAUAUUAAUAAAUUUUGGGUUUAAAUUGUC